AGGCUCCAUCCCUCCCCCCUACCGGAGGACAAAGACUAAAAUGGGUCAGACUGUGGAGCGAAGCAGAUCUUCCGCACCAGCCGUCGUGUAAAGUGGUCCCUCGUCCCGGAGCCUCGGGAACCAGAAGCGGCUGAAGGGGGUUUUUCUGGGGCUUUUUUUUUUCCUGUUUGUUUUGUUUUACUGUAUAAAAAGAAAAGCUCCGACAUGUCGCCGACAGACACGAUUUUAUUCCCUAAAUGUGACCGUGGGUGACGACGGACCGACCGUCGUUAUUCAGCAUUUAACGCAGAAACGCGCCGUUUCGUCCGGGAGAAUUUCUGAAUCGUGCCACCGGUUCAUCUUUUAAUCACCAUUUCUUUUUAAUUUUGUUUUUAUUAACAUGUCCUCUCGGGACGGGUGAAGCUGCCUCGUUCUCUUACUGGGACCGAACUGGUGUUGACAGAGAUCGCCGCUGGUGGGCUUCCCGGUUCCAGUCCAACACCGACUCGUCAGACCGUCGACCUGCCGGCGGAGGGACGAUGGAUGCGGCGCCGAGUUAGUUCAUCUGCGCCCUCGGUGAAAAGAAAAAAGAGCACUGGUGUGGAUCUCGGCUCUCCUCCCGCCGACACUGAGGCGCGUCCCAUCAGAGAGAGUGUCCAUCCGCCGCAGCCAUGUCUCCUCCGGAGCCCGGUCGACCCUCCUGGACGCUCCGGCUGCUCGUCUCCGCCGCCGCCGUCGUGGCGAUGCUGGCCUCGCCUCCCGCGGCGGCUGUGGAACCGGAGACCUGUUUCUCCAGACAGCACCAGAACGCCAGGGUCAACGUCAGACUGGCCUUGAACAGGCCGGCGACGGCCAUGGACGCCCGGGCGGUCCGGUCCGAGGGGGACUGUGUCCUCGCCUGCUGCUCGGAGGAGGUCAAACCAGGGGCAAAGUGCAACAUGGCCGUGUUCAACGCCAACAAACACGCCAGCGAUGAUAACUGCUUCCUGUUCCACUGUCAGACUGAGCAGGACUGUCCUCUAAUGAAGGCUCAGGACGGCAUCAACACCUACGACAUCUACAAAGGGUUGAGUCAUCCAACCACGGUGAGACCCGUCACCACUACAACCACCACCACCACCACAAUCACAAAAGAAACCACCACCAGCUCCACCACCACCACACCGGCACCGACUACACCCACAACCCCCACGACAACCACGACCACCACACAAAGUACAACAACUACACCGCCGACCACCACGACAUCGACCACGCAGCCUACCACCACCUCCACCACCACAUCGACCAGGCAGCCUACCACCACCACCACACCAACGGCCACGCAGCCUACCACCACCACAACAGCCGCGCAGCCUACCACCACCUCCACCACAACAGCCACAACCUCACCACCAACCACCACAACAACCACAACCUCACCACCAACCACCACAACAACCACAACAACCACACAGGCCCCGGCCACCACGACAGCACCUCCACCCAUCAUCAUCAUCGCCACGAUCACCACCACCGCCACCACUCCCCGGCUCUGA
This is a messenger RNA of Xiphias gladius (swordfish), 1517 nucleotides long. It is a transcript of the gene mansc1, whose product is annotated as MANSC domain containing 1. The record is from RefSeq and is a predicted model, not a curated record. Lineage: Eukaryota; Metazoa; Chordata; Actinopteri; Istiophoriformes; Xiphiidae. Bases 651 to 1517 code for a protein of 288 amino acids. The transcript is spliced from 5 exons.